Messenger RNA from Botrytis fragariae, 1080 nucleotides. RefSeq lists its product as uncharacterized. Bases 1 to 1080 code for a protein of 359 amino acids. The transcript has a single exon. NCBI's taxonomy places the organism in Eukaryota, Fungi, Ascomycota, Leotiomycetes, Helotiales, Sclerotiniaceae. The record is from RefSeq and is a predicted model, not a curated record.
AUGACAACCACGAUAACCACGAGAUUCAAGAAUAGCAUUUCCCAUUCAGCAAGAGCAGACGAUGGCGACAAUACAUCACCCAACCACCCCUCAACCUCUUUCAUCUCGCCUCCAAAAAAGAAACAGAUGGCGUUAAGUCAAUUAUCUAGCAUUAUUACAGCAAAAUUUACUCAACGAUUCACCCACUUCCCUGACCUACCCACUGAACUCCGACUAAUUGUUUGGGAACAUGCAUUACCCGAUCCUCUCGUUCACGAAUUAUACCCCAGCUGUCCGACCAGCUCACCCUAUAACUUCAAAACCAAACUUCGAUCAAACAGGCGACGAAUUCCUACACUUUUGCAUGCAAGUCAUGAAUCAAGAGAAGUGGCUCUAAAACAUUACUGUCUAAUGGCAUACGAUCCACCACCGGUGACGGAGCCCCGCGAGGCUGUUGCUGGAAUUACACCGUUCUACUUCAAUCCUGCCAUUGAUACCUUAUUCCUAAAUUGUGUGGCAUCGAUAUUUCUCGACGUGAGGUGGUUUUUGCUUGAUGAAACACCAAAAUCGAUUGCGCCGAUGAAGAAAUGGAAGAAUGUAGCAUUGGAUAGCUUACACAUGCGAUUUGUGGCAGUGGUUGCGAGCGACCUACCAACACCACAACAUAGGAUCCGAGAAUUAUUCCCAGAUUUAGAGAAUUUGAGUAUUGCGGUUGACAGUAGAAAUAGUGCCAGAAGAAGAUUAAGGGCGAGUUUAAGACCAGGACAUGCGACGGAACUGAUUGCUGUAGGUUUAGAUGAUGUGGAAGGAAGUGAUGAGAUUGGCGUAUAUUUCGAAAAGGAUUUUGGCAUUGACAGCAAUACUGGAGCGAGUUCGACAACAAACCUAGCAGCGAGCAUUACCGUCACUGAGGUGGGCGAUGAUGAGGGUGACAUCCAAGAGGAACAGGCGGAGGAUAAUAGGAGGCCGGAAUUAACGAUGUGCAAAGUUAAGAGAGAUAGGUUCUACGUGGGUCUGAAACAAGACUUCGUUUACUCCUAUGUAGGAGCUAUACAAUUACUGAGAGCUGCACGCAGAAGAAUACUCAGAAGAGGGAGAUAG